CCAUAAACAAUGACUUGUAAAAGUGCAAACAGCUUUGCUUAUGUAGCUUCAUUGACUAAAAGGUAGAUAACCAACUUAAAACCCUGUAGAAAUGGAAUUGAUGAGUAUAUCUUGGAAGAUUUCUCUUGCAGAAGAACACUAAACAACCAGUGACCAAAAAUGAAGUCUCUUCCUCUCCAUGCCUGCACUCCUAGCAUAUCCUCUGCCAUAAUCAACCGCUCAUAUUCACUCCUUCAUUUCACAGCCUUAGUAGCCUUGUUCUAUUACAGACUCUCUUCUUUUCUAUCCUCAAAACCAAAACCUUCACUUCCUUAUCUUCUAGUCUUUGCCUCUGAGAUGCUGCUCUCUAUCAUAUGGCUUUUUGACCAAGCUUAUAUGUGGAGGCCAGUUUCUCGAACAACUUUCCCGGAAAGAUUGCCAGAGGAUGAAGAGCUUCCUGGUAUUGAUGUGUUCAUAUGCACUGCAGACCACAAGAAGGAACCACCUCUGGAGGUAAUGAACACUGUUUUGUCAGCUAUGGCACUGGAUUAUCCACCCGAUAAACUUUCUGUGUAUCUUUCGGAUGAUGGGAGCUCAUCUUUAACAUUACAAGGUAUGAGAGAGGCUUGGUUGUUUGCCAGGUCCUGGCUUCCUUUUUGUAGAAGGUUUGGAAUCAAGAUUAGGUGUCCUAAGGUUUAUUUUUCAAGUUUGGAAGACAAUUAUUCUGGUCCCCUUCAUUCUCUGGAAUACGAGGAGGAAAAGGAGAAGAUCAAGGGAAUAUACGAGCUUUUUAAAGAACGUGUCAAUAAAGCAGGAGAAAUUAUUGGAAGUGAAGAGGCCACAAGCAGCAAAGAUCAUCCUCCGGUAAUCGAGGUGAUAAAUGAUGAGCCUAAAAAUGUUGCUGGAAUAAGACAAGCUAAAAUGCCUCUUCUUGUCUACGUUUCUCGUGAGAAAAGGCCUUCUCAUUCUCAUCAUUUCAAAGCUGGAGCACUAAAUGUUCUUCUUAGGGUCUCUGGUAUCAUGACCAACUCGCCUUACAUAUUGGUACUGGAUUGUGACAUGUACUGUAAUGACCCAACAUCUGCAAGGCAAGCAAUGUGUUUCCACCUUGAUCCAAAAAUUUCUCCCUCGCUGGCUUUCAUUCAAUUCCCUCAGAAAUUUCAUAACAUCAACAAGAAUGACAUCUAUGAUGGGCAGCUGAGAAAACUAUUCGUGAUAAGGUGGCCAGGAAUUGAUGGGCUUCAAGGACCCGUUCUGUCUGGCACUGGAUUUUACAUGAAGAGAGAAGCAUUGUAUGGCAAUCUUUCAGAGAAAGAUGUCAUGCGUCUAAAACAAUCUUUUGGACAUUCGAAUGAGUUUAUCAUGUCGAUUCACAAAAUCUAUCAAUAUCGCGCCAUCAAGAAUACAGAAUCAUCAAGCAAACUCCAAGAAGAGGCCAAAUUUUUAUCCUCUUGCACCUAUGAGAAAAACACUCUAUGGGGUGAACAGAUGGGUUUCUUGUAUCAUUCUGUAGUCGAGGAUUAUUUUACUGGGUUCAUCUUGCAUUGCAAAGGGAAAACUUCUGUUUUUUGUAAUCCUUCAAAGCCAGCAUUCUUGGGCAGCUCUACCACAAAUUUGAAUGACUUGCUAGUUCAAGGAACGAGAUGGAACUCUGGGUUGUUUGAAGUUACCCUCUCAAAGUUCUGCCCUUUCAUUUAUGGCCUAUCGAGAAUGCCAUUACUUCAAACCAUGUGCUAUGGCUACCUUGCACUUCAGCCUCUCUAUUUCUUGCCCUUGUGGUGUUUAGCUACGCUGCCUCAACUUUGUCUCCUUAAUGGCAUCCCCAUAUACCCUCAGGUUUCAUCUUCAUGGUUUAUGGUCUUUUCGUUCAUUUUUCUAGCUUCUCUCUUGAAACAUUUAGAAGAGAUUCUAUCCACAGGAGCCUCGAUCCAGACCUUGUUAAAUGAGCAGCGCGUUUGGAUGAUGAAGUCAGUUACCGCCUACACAUUUGGUAGUUUAGAUGCUAUCAUGAAAUGCUUUGGCAUGAGAGAAGCCAGUUUCCUGCCAACAAACAAAGUAGCCGAUGAUGAACAAGUUGCAUUAUAUCAAAUGGGAAAACUGAAUUUCCAAGCAUCAACAAUGAUACUUACGCCAAUUAUUACAUUAAUCAUUCUGAACAUGGUUUCCUUUAUUGGAGGAGUCGCUAGGAUGUUCAUUGCAGGAAGUUGGAAUGAAACAUUUGGGCAGGUUCUCUUCAAUCCACAAUCUACUGUUCUUUCCCUGAUGGGCUUCCAGAGUCAUGCAUUGCUAUAUAGUGCUCAAGGAAACCCUAAACGCAUUGUCUUGUCUUCAUAAUCAAGGCCACUUGCACACAGAUGUCAAGGCCGGGAACAUUCUUAUAUAAUCGAACGGUAAAGUAGAGCUCGCAAAUUUUGGCGUAUCAGCCUCAUUUUCGAAUUGAACACCUGUGAAAGACCAUACUCUUUGUCUUGCUCAUCAAGCAUGAGGUUAAAAAUGAUGUUGCAGGGACCCCGUAUUGGAUGGCACCAGUGGUUAUACACUCACAUACAGGAUAUAGUAUCAAAGCUGAUAUAUGGUCUUUUUGUAUUAUUGCAUUGGAAUUAGCCCAUUAUCGCCCUCCUUUGUCUCACCUGCCUCCUUCGAGGUGUUCGAUCAUGAAGAUAACACAGAGGUUUCGAUUCUCUGAUUAUCAUGAUGAAAAGCACAAGAAGAAUUGCAGGAACAAGAAGUUUUCUAAGGCUUUGAAGGUGAUGUACGAGACACUGAUGCAGAAGAUUCUGCAGCAAUUAAGCUGUCAGAUAUGAGGUUGAUGUUGCUGGAUUACCAUGAAAGGGCAGACCAGCGCAAGGAUAGUAGAAAAUAGUAGUCUAGGUUCGGUUUGAGAUAUUUUGCACACAUUUAGUAUUGUGGUCAUAAUUUUUGCUACGGGUGUUAGAAUGACACAAAUCACCCAAUUUCGAAAAGCUUGUUUCGGGUACUCGCACGAACUAGCCAUGCUUGCUAGAUGUUGUUUUGGACCCCAAAUUCUAUCAUUUAAUUAGGCCUCCAUUUUUCUA
Molecule: messenger RNA, 3035 nt
Organism: Populus nigra (black poplar)
Lineage: Eukaryota; Viridiplantae; Streptophyta; Magnoliopsida; Malpighiales; Salicaceae
Product: cellulose synthase-like protein G1
Exons: 9
Coding region: 160-2313 (717 amino acids)
Biological process (GO): cellulose biosynthetic process; plant-type primary cell wall biogenesis
Cellular component (GO): trans-Golgi network; plasma membrane
Molecular function (GO): cellulose synthase (UDP-forming) activity; mannan synthase activity
Source: RefSeq, a predicted model, not a curated record